UCCUUUACUUCUUUUAUUUUCAACUCCUCCUGGCUCCUGUGCCUCCGUUUCCAGUACACCAAGCGGACUCCUUUCUUUGCUAGGGAAGUGAUAAAUUAGCUAGGUCAAAAUGGCUGGAGGUGCCAUCGCUGCGUCGGAUGGACGGGACUAUCCGGGCAAACUCACUUUCAAGGUCUUUGUGACUUGCGUAAUCGCAGCCACCGGCGGAUUAAUUUUUGGUUAUGAUCUUGGAAUUUCUGGCGGAGUUACAUCCAUGGAUUCCUUCUUGGAAAAGUUUUUUCCCGCUGUAUACGAAAAGGAGACAUCGAUCAGACCUUCUGAAAACCAGUACUGCAAAUUUGACAGCCAGACAUUGACGCUGUUUACUUCGUCCCUGUAUAUUGCUGCUUUGGUCGCAUCCAUUUUUGCAGCAACAAUAACGAGACAUUUUGGGAGGCGAACUACGAUGCUUUGGGGUGGAAUACUUUUCUGUGUUGGUGCGCUUGUCAAUGGCUUCGCUGAAAGGGUCUGGAUGCUUAUUGUUGGUCGAAUGUUUCUAGGUUUUGGUAUUGGAUGUGCCAAUCAGUCUGUGCCAAUCUACGUUUCUGAGAUGGCGCCGUAUAGAUUCCGAGGUGCUCUCAACAUGAUGUUCCAAUUGGCAAUUACUAUUGGCAUCCUCGUUGCCAAUCUGCUGAACUAUUUCUUCGCUCAGAUUGAGGGUGGUUGGGGAUGGCGCUUGAGCUUGGGGGGUGCCAUGGUUCCUGCUCUGAUAAUCAUUGCAGGUUCGUUUUGUCUUGCUGACACACCAAACUCCCUGAUCGAGCGUAACCAUUUUAAGGAAGCCAAGGAACAACUCGUGAAGAUCCGUGGCAUUCCUAACGUAGACGAGGAAUUCAACGAUCUGGUGUCGGCCAGUGAAGCCUCGAAAUUAGUAAAACACCCUUGGGUUACUAUUUUCCAGAGAAAGUAUAGGCCCCAACUCACCAUGGCCAUCUGCAUUCCCUUCUUCCAGCAACUCACCGGCAUGAACGUGAUCACAUUUUAUGCGCCUGUUUUGUUCAAAACCAUUGGUUUUGGAAGCAGCGCGUCGCUCAUGUCUGCAGUGAUCACCGGCACCGUCAAUUCUCUCGCAACCCUCGUUUCGAUUUUCAGUGUUGAUAAGUUUGGAAGAAGAACCCUUUUCCUACAGGGUGGUGCUCAAAUGUUCAUUUGUCAGGUUAUAAUUACAAUAGCAAUUGCUUUUAAAUUUGGAACGACUGGAAAUCCUGGAGAAUUGCCUAAGUGGUAUGCAUAUGGAGUGGUUUUCUUCAUCUGCGUGUACGUAGCUGGGUUUGCUUGGUCCUGGGGUCCUCUGGGAUGGUUGGUUCCGAGUGAGAUUUUCCCACUUGAAAUCAGGUCAGCUGCUCAGAGUAUCAAUGUCUCCGUCAACAUGAUCUUCACCUUCGCCAUUGCGCAAGUCUUCACGUCGAUGUUGUGCCAUUUGAAAUUUGGGCUGUUCAUCUUCUUUGCGUGCUGGGUGGUGAUAAUGAGCCUCUUCAUUCACAAGUUCUUGCCGGAGACAAAGGGCGUUCCCAUUGAAGAAAUGACGAUUGUGUGGCGAAAUCAUCCUUACUGGCGCAAGUUUGUUUCCUCCGACGGAGACGCUUCUGGCCCUGGAGGAGAUAUUCAGUUGGAAAAAGAUGCUGUAGAACAAAAAGUUUGAUUAUCGUAUGGGUUGUUAAAGCCUUUUCACUUUAUCAUCCUAUUUUUUUCCGAUAAAUCUGACGUUUGAUAGGACCGAGUUUUUGCGAGUAUUU
Molecule: messenger RNA, 1775 nt
Organism: Carya illinoinensis
Lineage: Eukaryota; Viridiplantae; Streptophyta; Magnoliopsida; Fagales; Juglandaceae
Product: sugar transport protein 12-like
Exons: 4
Coding region: 110-1681 (523 amino acids)
Biological process (GO): monosaccharide transmembrane transport
Cellular component (GO): membrane
Molecular function (GO): monosaccharide transmembrane transporter activity
Source: RefSeq, a predicted model, not a curated record